UAAAAAAAGAAAAGAACUUCAACUUCACGGUCAAAUCUGAAAAGUGUUUUGCCGCCACGUCACAUUGAUAAAAGUAGAUAUCUGUUGUCGUAGACCCUUUCCUCAAAAUGCUCGGACAAUCGUCACUCGCAAAGAGUUUCCAACUUCUCAAUUCAUUCAAUCUUUCAUUCACCAUUUCACCAAUUUCCUUAAAACCCUAACCCUAAAACCCCUUUCAAUUCAAUCCCAAAACACUUCCAAUGGACAUCAAUCACCACCUAUCAGACCUUUCCAUUUCCUUACAAUCCAUUCCCUCCGACGACAACUUCCGUUUCCACUACAACUUCCCCGAAUUCAGACACCUCAUUGAAGAACUCACCAGAAAAUCACAAUCCAUGUUGAACAAAAUCGGCUCCUCCGACCACAUUUGGGGCACAGGUUCCUCUUUCCCCUCCGACAUCGACGAUGCUUAUGAAUGGAUUGUUAACGCAAACGAAGACGUUUUGGAACUUGUUGACGAGUUGGUGGAUGAGUUUCAUAGGGUUCUGAAGGAGGAAGGUGAAGACGGGUUUCUAAAGAUUAUGAAGGAGAAGAAAAAAGGUGAUGAAACGAAGCCGAAAGUGUCGUUUCAUGUACACACUCUUAGGAAGCCUCAGUAUCAUUAUAACCUUGUGGUUGAUAAUUCAAAUGUACCUUUUGAACAUGUUUGGUUGGAGAAGAGUGAAGAUGGGCAGAGGUUUAUACAUCCACUGGAGAAAUUCUCUGUUUUAGAUUUUGUUGAUAAAGAUAAUAUUGAGAAUCUUGUUCCAGUAAAGCCUCCUCCAAUGGAAUGCACACCUUUCAAGCUUGUGGAGGAAGUCAAAGGGUUGAAGGAGUUGGCUGCUAAGCUGAGUUCCGUUAAUGAAUUUGCGGUGGAUUUGGAACAUAAUCAAUAUCGGUCUUUUCAAGGUUUGACAUGCUUGAUGCAAAUCUCAACCCGGAAUGAGGAUUUUAUUGUCGAUACUCUGAAGCUCCGCGAUCAUGUUGGGACAUACCUGAGGGAAGUCUUCAAGGACCCUACCAAGAAAAAAGUCUUGCAUGGAGCAGAUCGCGACAUUGUGUGGCUACAACGAGAUUUUGGCAUUUACGUCUGUAAUAUGUUUGACACUGGCCAGGCUUCUAGAGUGUUAAAAUUAGAGAGAUACAGCUUGCAAUAUCUUUUGCAACAACUUUGUGAGGUUACAGCAAACAAAGAGUACCAGAAUGCAGACUGGAGAGUACGCCCUCUUCCUGAUGUGAUGAUAAGAUAUGGAAGAGAAGAUACACACUAUCUGCUUUAUAUUUAUGAUUUAUUGAGGAUCAAGUUAUUUGCACUGUCCAAGGAGUCUGAAAGUUCUGAUGAUCCUCUGUUGGAAGUUUACCAGCGGAGUUAUAAUGUCUGCAUGAAGCUGUACGAGAAAGAACUUUUGACAGAAGACUCCUACCUUCAUAUAAAGGGGUUAAGAGGGGCAGGCUUUAAUGGUCAGCAACUUGCCGUUGUUUCAGGGCUUUGUGAAUGGCGUGAUAUUCUUGCUCGGGCAGAGGAUGAAAGUACCGGGUUUAUAUUGCCAAAUAAAGUUAUUCUUGAAAUUGCUAAGCAGAUGCCUGUCACCGCAAGCAAUCUACGGCGAUUGGUGGCGGAGAGGUCAAGGCUCCCAUAUGUGGAGCGCAAUCAUGACAUCAUUGUUAACAUUGUCAGACAUUCUAUGCAAAAUGCUGCUGCCUUUGAAGAAGCUGCACUUCGUUUGAAAGAAGAACAUGCAGCAAUUAUGGCAAACAUAGCAGCUGUAAAGGAUGGAACUGAGGCUCCCCAAUCUCAUACCUUGAACUUAAAGGAUGAGUGCGAAGCAAAUGGAAGCAUUGAAAUUGAAAAUGCCACCUGUGUUAAUAUCUCCGAGGAGUCCUUGUUUUCUUCUGACCCUGAGGAGGAACAUUUUACACAUGAAGAUGAAAACAGACGAGUAAAAGUUAAAACUGAAUGUCUCACUUCAGAGCUCCCAAGUGUCAACCAUACUUUUUUUGAGAAGAAUAGGGAGGAUGCAAAUAAUAGUGUGGACUCUACAGUGAAGGAAAAUGGAAUGUCUACCGGUACUUGCGAUGCAACACUGCUGGGCAAUUCAGCUUCACAAGGGAAAUGUUAUCCUGACAAAAAGGUCAAGAAAAAGAUAAAGGUAGAACAGAUUGGAUCAUCAAUCAAUCUUCCAUAUCAUUCAUUUUUAGGCAACAACGAAAAGUCAAAACUAUCUGUAAGUGUAGCGUCGGAAACAUCAAACCCACAGAAACCUCUUUCAGGUUCAGUUUCCACGUCUGACAUGGAUACGGUAGACAUAGAUUCAAACUCAGGAUAUGAUGCAGAGUCGACUAACCUAUAAAUCUGCAGCAAUCUCCUUAGGAAAAUUUAUUUUUUGUCCACUUCAGUAAAAGGGAAGUGAAGUUGAGCAGAGGCCUGUUAGAAUUGUCAAAAAGAGUUCAAAAAUGCUUUCAGUCAAACAAGUUAGCUUUGGAGAAGAUAAAGAAAAUGGUCUUCCCAGGGUGGUCUUCUGCAGCUACAUGACUCAGUAGUAAGAAGAGAAGUUCACAACAAGCAAGCUAGAUGAUUGCAGGCAUUUGCAACUUUUGUAUAACGAAGUGGAACUUUUUAAUAGUAAAAUGAAAAUAUAGUGUGUACAAAUGAAUCAGAAAACUAUAUGUUGUCUUUAUUACUGUCCUUGAAUAGAAGUGGAGCAAAAUGAAGGUCCUCUGGUCCUUUCGCUCUUCAAAACUUUUGAUAAUUUUUUUUCUUCGAGCAGUGACAUUAUGUUUUGCUUGA
Molecule: messenger RNA, 2806 nt
Organism: Cicer arietinum (chickpea)
Lineage: Eukaryota; Viridiplantae; Streptophyta; Magnoliopsida; Fabales; Fabaceae
Product: protein RRP6-like 2
Biological process (GO): exonucleolytic trimming to generate mature 3'-end of 5.8S rRNA from tricistronic rRNA transcript (SSU-rRNA, 5.8S rRNA, LSU-rRNA); TRAMP-dependent tRNA surveillance pathway; nuclear polyadenylation-dependent antisense transcript catabolic process
Cellular component (GO): nucleolus; nuclear exosome (RNase complex)
Molecular function (GO): single-stranded RNA binding; 3'-5'-RNA exonuclease activity; nucleotide binding
Source: RefSeq, a predicted model, not a curated record